AUGAUUACUGUAACGGAGGGUGGCGGGUCAUCUGGUGACGGUGCUCUCAUGGGAUACGGUGGCGGACCAUCGGAUGACGGUGGUGCCUCAAGUGGUGGUGGCAGGUCGCCAGAUGAUGGCACUGCUUCAAGAGAUGGUGACGAGCCUCCAGAGAAUGGCGUUGUUUCAAGAGAUGUGAGCAGGUCGCCAGAGGAUGGAAAUGCUUCAAUAGAUGGUGGCGGGCCACCGGAGGAUGGCGUUGUUAGAGUGUUGGUUGCUUCCAACGAUGCCAUCUGGUGUAUCGGGCUAUGCGGUGGUUCUAAUGGCUCACCCUUCGUCUUCUUCGUCAUGCGUGGUUAG
Molecule: messenger RNA, 339 nt
Organism: Lactuca saligna
Lineage: Eukaryota; Viridiplantae; Streptophyta; Magnoliopsida; Asterales; Asteraceae
Source: the annotation of a GenBank genome assembly